Meloidogyne enterolobii is the source of this 388-nucleotide messenger RNA. The record is from the annotation of a GenBank genome assembly. Lineage: Eukaryota; Metazoa; Nematoda; Chromadorea; Rhabditida; Meloidogynidae.
AUGCAUUUCCGACUAAUUCUCUCCGGUUUUCCACAAUCAUUAUAUUCCUGUUCAGUACAAUUUCUGCAUAUCGAACUUCAAGAUGUGAGCCCCAUCGUGUAUCAUCAUAAUUUGACGAGUGCAUCAUAUGGAUGCUAUAACGUCUUAAAGAGUCUCUUGGAUUAAGCUCAUCUAAGAGCAACCCAGCUCUCUGAAUAUGUUCUGCGUUCCAUUCUACCUCAUUAACUAAUAUUGCCACUUCUUCAUCUGUAGCUCUCGCAAUAUCACGCUGAUAACUGCGAGCUAUUAGUCUUCUAAGAAUUUGUUGUUGAUCAUUUUGUAGAUCUUGUUGUUCAGAUCCACCAUGCAAUCCUCUAAUUAUAGACCUGAAAAGGCAGUCACCAUCUCC